AACUUUGAUUUUUGGUGAAGUUGAAGAGAACAUGUUACUCGUGGACUAAUGUCUAAUACUACAAAGCUCCUAAUGAACCCAAAAGGUAGAGUUAUCUUAUCGGCAUAUUGCAGUAUUUUUCGUCUAAUCAGUAUGCAAACACCCAAAUUCGUUGGCUCAAUCAAGUCGGUCUCAGCAGCAAUAGUGUAAUACUAUAAGCACACACUAAUUCAGGGACGCCCUUAGUUCAUCCAAAAUCAGAAAAAUUGUCACUUUUUACUACUUAUAAGAAAUCGAAAGUUGUCAAUCAGUCUUCGUCAUUAGAAUUUGAAGUAAUUCUUGAAAUUUGUUGGGAUCUCUCAGAGAUUAUCAAAAGGGUAGCAGACAUUUACUAGUGGAAAAAAGAAACAAGUGAAAGGAUGAGUGGAGAAGCAGAUAUUGUCGUCACUGAAUCUCAGCACAUUCCAACUUCGCCACCACAACAAACACCACUUCAACAACCAAAACAAGAACAACAACAACAAGAAGAAAAGGAACAACUACAACAAGAAGAAAAAGAAGAAGAACAACAACAAGAAGAAAAGGAACAACAACAACAACAACAACAACAGCAACAAGAAGAACAACAAGAUGAGAAACAAAAGGAACAAGAAGAAGAAGAUGAGAAACAAAAUGAACAACAAGAUGUGAAACAAAAGGAACAACAAGAAGAUGUGAAACAAAAGGAACAACAACAAGAAGAUGAUGAGAAACAAAAUGAACAACAACAAGAAGAUGUGAAACAAAAGGAACAACAACAAGAAGAUGUGAAACAAAAGGAACAACAAGAAGAAGAUGAUGAGAAACAAAAUGAAGAAAGUAAGAAAGAAAAAGAGGCGCUUGAAGCAUUAGAAAUUGAACAAAAAGAGGAGAGAGAAAAUGAGAAAGAGGAAGAAGUUCAAGUUAAUGAACAAGAUGAAGAAGAAGAAACUCAAGUUAAUGAACAAGAUGAAGAAGAAGAAGCACAAGUUAAUGAAAAAGAUGAAGAUGAAGGUCCUCCGCCUGGUUGGGAUUCUCUUCCGCCUCCUCCUCCGCUCUCUACUCCCGAUCGGGGACAAAUGGUCUGUGGCUCCUGUCACCGCCUCCUUUCUUAUCCUCGAGGAUCGAAGCAUGUCCAAUGCUCAUGCUGCCAGACAGUGAACUAUGUACUUGAAGAGCAUCAAGUUGGACAAGUGAUGUGUGGAAGCUGUCAAGUGCUUCUGAUGUACCCUUAUGGGGCUCUUUCUGUUCGCUGCUGCUCCUGUCGUUCUGUCGUUUACAUUGGAGACCAUAACAAGCGUCCUCCCCUGUCCGAACAGCAGAGCCAAGCUUGCCGACCAUUUAGCAUCUCUCACUGAAGGCUCACAUUUCUAGCUCUAAUUUUCUUCUCAAAUGUAACUCCAGUUGUAAGUUUACGCCAGGAUGUUGGUUAUUAUCACAUUAUAGUAGGAGAUGACAACAGCUAGAUUUUGUUUUUUCUGAUUACAUUAAGGUAUUCUUGGUCUUGUUGCCAAAAGAUGCCUUAUGUUGACACAAACAGUAGCCAUUUUUACCUUUUAGAUGACAAAUUGAGAAAUCAGCUUCUCCAA
This is a messenger RNA of Beta vulgaris subsp. vulgaris (sugar beet), 1586 nucleotides long. RefSeq lists its product as uncharacterized. The record is from RefSeq and is a predicted model, not a curated record. The coding region runs from base 399 to 1355 and encodes 318 amino acids. The transcript has 4 exons. NCBI's taxonomy places the organism in Eukaryota, Viridiplantae, Streptophyta, Magnoliopsida, Caryophyllales, Amaranthaceae.